AUGGCGGUCCUAGCGGCAGCUCAGUUGCUUGACGAAUUGAUGGGACGGCAUCGAAAUACGAAUCCAAACGAAAAAAUAAAAAAACCCAAUUGGGAAGACCCUGAGUACUGUAAAUAUUACAUGGUUAAGUUUUGCCCUCACGACUUAUUUGUUAAUACUAGAGCUGAUCUUGGAGCAUGUCCAAAAGUACAUGAUGAUGAAGUUAAAGACUUAUUUGAAAAGGCUGACUUUUCCUACAAAAAAUCUCAGUAUAUUGAAGAAUUUCUACGAUUUUGCCGUCACAUGAUUAAUGAUGUCGAGAGAAAGAUACAGAAGGGAAAGCAAAGACUGGAGCUUAUGAAUUCAAGGCCAGAAGGUCCACCAAUGACUCAAGCUCAAACAGAGAAGAAUCAAGAACAAGUAUCAUUACUCUCAGAGAAAAUAACUGCAUUAAUGCAAGAGGCAGAAGAGGCAGGAACAUGUGGCAAUGUGGAGCAAGCUCAAGGACUUAUGAAACUUUGUGACAGACUUAAAGAAGAAAAGGAUCAACUUCUGAAGCAACAGGAGAACAGUCAUUGGUCUAUGACUGCUGAAUUGGCAGCUGCACAGGAAAAACAAAUGGAGGUGUGUCCUGUAUGUGGGGCAUUUUUGAUUGUUGGAGACGCUCAACAAAGAAUUGAUGACCAUUUAUCUGGAAAGCAGCAUGUAGGGUAUUUUAAACUACGACAAGCCUAUGAAGAAAUGGUAGCAUCUCGUGAAAAAGAACAGCAGGAGAAGGAGAAGCGACGCCGAGAGGAUAGGGAGAAAGAAAGAGAAAGGAGUACUAGGGGCGGAGGAUUGGGUUCCGAUAGACGUGAUCGGGAGAGAAUGGAACGCGACCGGGAACGCGAUCGCGAUAAGGACAAGGACAAAGACUCUGUCCGAGAGAAAGAUAGACAUAGGGAGAAUCGUGACGAGAAGAACAAUCGUGACGAGAAGAACAAUCGUGACGAGAAGAACAAUCGUGACGAGAAGAAUAAUCGUGACGAGAAGAACAAUCGUGACGAGAAGAAUAAUCGUGACGAGAAGAAUAACCGUGACGAGAAGAACAACCGUCAUGAGGACCGCGACCGUGAGCGAGAACGUGAUCGCGACAGGGACCAGCGUCGUGAUCGCGAUAAGGAGCGGGAGAAGGAACGGAGCGACCGUGACCGUGAACGUGACAGAGACCGCGACCGGAAGCAUCGCAGGCGAUCACCCCACGAACGGUCACGUCGCCGCUCCCGCGAUCGCCGCUAG
Pieris macdunnoughi is the source of this 1257-nucleotide messenger RNA. The record is from the annotation of a GenBank genome assembly. NCBI's taxonomy places the organism in Eukaryota, Metazoa, Arthropoda, Insecta, Lepidoptera, Pieridae.